GUUGUCAAACCGAAACACCGGCCCGGGAGACAAAAAAUUGAUUGUUGAUUGUUUAGCUUGGCGCUUGUUUCGUUUACAAAUCGCGAUUUUGUUGUUCAAAUAAAAAUGAGUUCCGCGAAAAAUCAGGACAAGAACGAUAAAAAUGCCCUGAAAACUUGUGUGGUAGAAGGGUGCGGUGCCGACUCCAAAUCGUGUCCAUAUCUGUUCUUUCUGAAAGUUCCGCAAAAUCCGGAACGACGCGUCGAUUGGUGCGAUGCCAUGGGCGUUGCCGUCCAGAGGGGCAGAGUCUACUGCUGUACGCGACACUUCGAGAUCCCUGGCGACUUCGACGGCGACGCACCUUCGGACAAGUCGAGCGGCAUCCGGUUGAAGCUGAAAAGCGACGUGUUACCCCAUAAGGACAUUCCUUUGAUGCAUGAUGUCAGGAAUAUUUACCGUCUCUUUGACUUGAUGAAGGCUUCAGGAAAAAUCGAAAAGCAUUGUAAAUAUUUGCUUCCGACUAUUGAGCACGAUUUGAAAAUUAAAGUCCCUUUGAACAUCAAGCCGACGUCGCUAAACGAAGCUUACGAAUACCUGCUGGAAAGAAUCACAGACUAUUUCAGCUCGGACCUUCCAAAGUCACGGUUUCAGCUGAUGCAGAUGUUGAAAAGCCAUCGGGAUAAAAUUACCGAGAUUACCAACAAGAAACCCUUGAGGGGAACGCUACAAGGUUCCGUUAUGUUGAAAACCGUACAACCAUUUCUACAGUAUGAAGCAAAAGCUUGUCUUGAUAUACCAAUCGGCCAUAAAGAACUGGAACAGUUGUAUUUCGUGUUGGAAGCAAACCAACUCAAAGCUUUCUUCCGGCCAAUCACGGCAACUUCGCCCAUCAGCGGUAGCGACGACAACGAUUUCAAAGAUCUGUUCUUUCUGCCUGGAAUCCGAGUGAACUUGACUAUACCUUUUGUGGAACUGACAAGAGAAGUGGCCUUGAAUUCCGAAAAGUUCAUCGUAAACACGAGCAGCAUUCCAAAAACUUCGGAUUCCAAACCGAAUGGACUUGAAUGGUUCCAGAAAGUUGACAAACCGUAUCGACUGAAAUCGUCCAAGGUUGGACAAAAUGUUACCUUGGAGUAUUUGGACAUUUUGAUAAACAUGUUCCAAAAAUAUGAGUUUAUGAUGAGCCAACGGCAAAGAUCGACCUUGAUAUCUCUAUUACAGCUAACGAGAAAAGAUUUGUCGGAAUAUGAAAUGAAGGAGCUUCAAAUUACCUACUGCCGUUAUUUGUCUCGCUACAAAUACCAUCGCACUAUAAACGAAGACAUCGCCCAAGAUCUUGGUGACGAGGAACUGUUUAUGUUCGUGAAAGAAGUCGUCAAUCCCGAGUUGAAUUUCCAGUUUAGCACCGCAAUCGACACUGACGUGGCAAGUAUCGGGAAAAUCGAGCAAUUUUUCCGUCCGAUCCUGGGUUACAUUAACGAGCAGGCGGAGUACACCGAUGGGGAACCGUACCUGAAGUUUGCCGAACAACUCAAAAAAGCCAUUACAUACACUUGCCAAGAGUGUAACACGACUUUUGACUCGCCGCUUGCGCAUCUUACCAUCAAAGAGCAUCGUUUUUGUGGCACCAAGAAGUGGACGUGCGUUCACUGCAAGGAGUCAUUCGUGGAAAUGAAACUAGCCGGAGAUAUGUGGUCCCAUAAGUGUUCCUAGAUUGUAUAACUGAUUUGACUAAUAAAAAUAAGUUUUUUUUUAUAAGGCCGGAACAAAUCUCAUUUUCUUCUUUGGUGGUAGUGCUCGUUGACUCGUAAUGGGGGGGAUUAUAAAUAAUAACUACCUACUCGUUACUAUCUAGACGGACCCGGUCGUGUUCGGUUCCGCCUGCCAGCAUAUACUUUGUUUUUAGUCGCAUUCACCAACAGUCCGAGCUUUGCUGCUUCGCGUUUCAGGCGGGUGUAUAGUUCUGACAUCGUUCCAAAUGUUCUGGCGAUAAUUGUGCUCAUUCUGCGAAUGGAGUGACGUGAGAAAAGUCGGAGUCGUACAUCGAGGUGAGAAAUCUCGACUCGAAUGAGGUGACUCUCCAUUUGAUUUACACGGCGAGUCACUUCAUUCGAGACGGUAUUCCUCACUUCGAUAUACGACUCCGACUUUUCUCACGUCACUCCAUUCGCAGAAUGAGCACAGAUGUCCAUGUCGUCUGUCCACAAAGCACGCAAAUUGACCGGAUUUCGCAAAAAUCAUACUCCGGCUGUUGAGCCCGGCUCGUCGCAUUACACCUUCCAUAGUGAUGUUAAUGAAUAUGCAUGAGAGUCCCUCACCUCAAUACGUAAUUUAUGGACAGCCCCUAGUCAGCUUCCCAGGAUUUUUCAUAGCUCUGUGCGGUCGAUACUG
Messenger RNA from Aedes albopictus (Asian tiger mosquito), 2370 nucleotides. RefSeq lists its product as uncharacterized. The record is from RefSeq and is a predicted model, not a curated record. Lineage: Eukaryota; Metazoa; Arthropoda; Insecta; Diptera; Culicidae. The transcript is spliced from 2 exons. The coding region runs from base 106 to 1692 and encodes 528 amino acids.